Molecule: messenger RNA, 3522 nt
Organism: Toxoplasma gondii ME49
Lineage: Eukaryota; Apicomplexa; Conoidasida; Eucoccidiorida; Sarcocystidae
Exons: 8
Coding region: 270-2966 (898 amino acids)
Source: RefSeq, a predicted model, not a curated record
CUUUGACGUCCUUCUUCUGCUGUUGAUCCUCUGUCCUGUUUUCUCUCUCUCUCUUUUCCCUUCGUUUCCUCCCUGGGCUCUCUAUCCUCUCUCUUUCCUUUCUCUGUCUUUUUGCUCGUUUCUCUCUUCGUGUCUCGUCUCGUUGCCGAGAAGAAAGAGGCGCUUCAGAGUUCGCCUUCUUCUCCAAGAGAGACCUGAGGUGUCUGUCUUUUCUCUGCUUCGCGUCUCGACUUUUCACCCUCUUCCACGGUGUCGCUCGACUUACCGCAAUGCGCCUGCUCCUCGCCAGUCCCUCCAGGAUCCGCAACGGAUCCGCCAGGCGAGGCGCGGGCGCUUCGCUGCAGAGGCCAGACUUUCUUCUUCAAGGAGGCAGCAGCAGAAGGAGGGAAGAGCGCGGAGGAGCGAGACAGCGCGAGGAAAGAACAGACGGAGACUUCCAGGGGGAUGCGCGUCCAGGGAGUGCAUCCCAGGGAAGGAGCCGAAAACGGCGAAAAGACGACCUCGCAGAGUCUCCUGUCUCUCCACCCUCUGUCUCUCCACCCUCUGUCUCUCCACCCUCUGUGUCUCUGUCUCCUGUCUCUCCACCCUCUGUGUCUCUGUCUCCUGUCUCCGGCGUUUCGCGCUCUCCAUUUCUCUCUUCUCCUUCUUUCCGCUUGCUUCCUCUGGCCUCUUCUCUCUCGGCGUCCGCCUGUCUUGCGUUUCCUCACUUUCACACGCUGAGGUGUCUCUCCACCUCGGCAUCUUUCUUCUCCCGCGGACGGAGACCACCAGACGGCUCCUGCUGUCGCGGGCAGAAGGGGGCCUCCAGCGCGCCUCUCUUCCUUGCCGGUCUCCUUUAUGGAUCUUCUCCGGCGCUUCCUCCUUCCCCAGUCGCUUCCUCGUCUUUGUCUCCGUGGUCGACACUGUCGCCUUUUCCACCUGUCUCCUCUUUCGCGGUUUCUUGCCUUCCGCGGCGAUGCGGAGACUUCCCCGCGAGAGUGAAGGCGAGGACAAGCGAGUUCCAGGGGAACCGACACCCGCCAACAUCCUCGGGGUGUACGUACACCUUAAACUGUCGCGUCGGCCUGCCGUCGUCUUCGUUCUCGUCUGACGCUUCUUGGGCUGUUUUCACUCCAAACAGAGGCGCGAAGCUUCUUCGCUGGUCUGCAGACACACCCGUUGCUCAGCGUCUCGAAGGCCUCGCGGAGGCAAAGGACUUGCUUCUUGCAUGCAAAGUUUGGGAUGACCAGAUGACCCGUCGCGAUUACUUAGCAGCUCUGACGCUCCUCACAACGCGCAAGAGGCUGGACAGACGCAGCGAGCUCUUCCUCCGAUUCGUGGACCGCGUUGUUCGCCACCGUGCUCUCAGCCGCCCUCCCUACGUCCACCUUUUCCUUCACAGAUUCGCUGUGCUCGGACAUGCGCCUGCCCUCUGGCGGCUCGCAGCGACGCUGCCACCGCUCUUGUCGCAGAUGGCGCCUGCGCAUGUCUCCGUUUCUGCUUGGUCCCUCGCGACCUGCUUCGUCGCCGACGACCUCGUCUGGGAUGAGAUCGGCCGACUCACGCUCGUUCAUCUCGACGCGCUUUCUUUCACCGACGUCGCGAUGCUCGCUUGGGCGUCUGCCCGCAUGGAUCGGCGGAAGCCCCAGGAGAUCCUUGCCCUCAAAAGCCGAGCACUGGCAAUCCUCGAAGCCUCUCAGGAAGGACAUACUUCUCUUCCUCCUUCGUCUCUUUCCUGUUCCACGACUUCUUCUCUUUCGUCUUCUUGUGCUUCCGGUCUCGUUCCUCCUCACGAUUUGUGCAUGUUGUUUAGAGCCAUGGCGACGCUUUUGCCUCGCGACCUUCCGUGGCUUUUGCGUCUUCUCUACGUAAUCGCGACGUCUGCCUGUGGCUCCGAAUUUCCUCUUUUCAAUCCGUCUUCUUCCUUUCCUCCUCCUUCCUUCUCUUCUUCUUCCUUCUCUUCUUCCUUCUCGUCUUCUUGCUUCUCUUCUUCUUCCGAUCCGUCGACUCCAGCUCCUGAAGGCCCUGACGGUUCCUCAGGAGUUUCUUUCUGCGAAGAAGAACGGAUCCGAGAGAGGCGAGACCAGCUGCUUGAGGAUGACGCGACCGAGCCGCAGCACGGAGACUCGAUGAGGAAAGAGGCCGAGCCACCCGCGCGGGAUGUCGCGGACGCACAGCUCAGCGGAGGUGCGACUCCGCGGCGGUUCUCCCUGAGUGCUCAAGCUCUCACCGCUGUCUGGACCGCAAUUGCAGACAUAAAUCUCCUCGAGCAUUUCCCUCUUUCUCCCCACACCUCUCUGCAAUCGCUUGCCUCUCAACCUCUUUCCAGCCCCCCCGCGACUCCGUCUCCUGUCCAGUCACCUGCGCUGUCCCCUCUCUUCACCUCUGCCUCUUCGUCUUCUUCUCCUUCGUCUCCUCCGCCUUCUCCUCCUUCUCCUUCUGUCUGGUAUUCUCGUCAGGCGGACGUUCGUUCGGAGUCUGUGGUGCCUUCGUUUGAGAGCUUGUUUGGGGAACCGUUCAAGCUGGAGAAGCGCAUAUCCAAGUUGUCUUCUCGGCAGGCUGCUGCUGGCGUCCGGUGGCUUCUCGACCGACUCUGUGAAGAGACGCGGCUCCUCAGACUCGACCAUACUGUGAAUACGAACAUGAUCGCGAAGAUUGCAGAGGCGAUGAUGAAGCAGAAGUUCGUGGAUCCGCGUCUGAUUUACCAGUUGCUCCACUUUGUUCACAAGCGCGGCGGCGAACAGCUCCAGCCUGAGCAAGUUCUGACUCUCGCAAAGGCGUUUACGGCGCUCAAUAUUGGAGACGCUAAAGCGUGGAAGAAACUCGCACAUCGCGCCCAGGCGACGGCGAUCGACUUGAGCGCGCGGGAAGUGGAGGAGUUGCAGAAACUCUUUCGGCGCGCAGGGUGUGGAAACCAACGCGUGGAGGGAUAUCUGGGCCAUUUUCUUUUUCUGAAAGACGACGUCGAGCGACACGGACCUUUGUAGAGGUGAAAGGACGACGGAGGGAUGCCGGAAAGAAGGAGGAAGAGACGAGAAGCAGACAGAGAGCGACGGUGAGGAAGGGGAAGACGACGAAGCGAGGAGGACAGGAGACGAAGAGACGAUGAGAGAGAGAGAAAACGAGACGGAGAAAAAGGGAGACGAAGGAGAGACAGAAAACGAUGGGGUGAGAGAGAGAGAACCAGGAACAGUGAGGAAGACAUGGAGGAAGAGGAGGCCACAAACAGAGCAGAGUGGUGUCUCUUUUGAAAAUAGUUUCGAUGUUUCUUUUCAAAGUGAUUCUGCGUUUGGCGGCGCCGAGCUCGUUGCCUUGAAGGAAGAAUAGAGACGACGCCUCUUUUGGGGGCGGAAAGAGGCUUUUUCUCCCAAUGUGCGAAGCCGAACUCCGAACUCGGACAGGGCAAGUCACCGACAUGACGGUAUGUUCACCCGCUACUUCCAGAACGCGCUUUGCUGGAGGGACAGACUCCUUCGCUCGUCUUCCCUUCCUUGUCUCACACAGUCUGCGGGUCCUGUUCUUUCCGUGAAGCCACCCGCGUCG